This is a messenger RNA of Spirometra erinaceieuropaei, 78 nucleotides long. NCBI's taxonomy places the organism in Eukaryota, Metazoa, Platyhelminthes, Cestoda, Diphyllobothriidea, Diphyllobothriidae. The record is from the annotation of a GenBank genome assembly.
GAUGAUGAUGAUGAUGAUGAUGAUGAUGAUGAUGAUGAUGAUGAUGAUGAUGAUGAUGAUGAUGGCCGCAAUGAUUAG